Molecule: messenger RNA, 279 nt
Organism: Suillus subaureus
Lineage: Eukaryota; Fungi; Basidiomycota; Agaricomycetes; Boletales; Suillaceae
Product: histone-fold-containing protein
Exons: 4
Biological process (GO): nucleosome assembly
Cellular component (GO): nucleosome
Molecular function (GO): protein heterodimerization activity; DNA binding; structural constituent of chromatin
Source: RefSeq, a predicted model, not a curated record
UGUAGGGGCGGUGCCAAGCGUCACCGCAAGAUUUUGCGUGACAACAUCCAGGGUAUUACCAAGCCCGCUAUUCGUCGUCUUGCUCGCCGUGGAGGUGUGAAGCGUAUCUCAGGCCUCAUCUACGAGGAGACUCGUGGUGUCUUGAAGAUCUUCCUCGAGAACGUUAUUCGUGACUCGGUCACAUACACCGAGCAUGCCAAGAGGAAAACCGUGACGGCGCUCGAUGUCGUGUAUGCUCUCAAGCGCUCUGGGCGCACGCUCUACGGCUUUGGGGCAUAA